GCGGGACCAUGGCCUACUAGAGAUAUCUCUUGUAGGCUGUGGCCGGACUCGAACCCGGAAAAAAAUGAAACAAAGAGAGUAAAUGACUGCACGCAAACCGUUACACCACAGACUCGACGACAGUAAAGUGAACAAAAGAGCGUAUAUAACGGUCCUAAUGUGGGAAAAUGUUCUUAGUAGUGUUUUAUGAAUUUAGAAAGUAAAAAGUGAAGUUUUCCAAAUCAUGAGUUCAAAAUCAGAGCUGUGGGAUUUAUUUGAUAAACAUUUUCAAGAAAUUGUUCGAGAGUUGUCCAUCUCACCAGUUAAUGGAGGAAAUGAAAUAUGCUGGAGUUUUGAAAGGAUAAAAGACUUACUUGAGUAUAAUGCACCUCAUGGUAAAAGAACUCGUGGCUUAACAGUGGUGGCUGCAUUUAAAACAAUAGCAGGAGAUGGAAUAUCUGAAGAUGAAAUGAAACUUGCUUUAACUAUGGGUUGGGCUGUUGAAAUAUUACAAGCUUCUUUCUUAGUUGCAGAUGAUUUAAUGGAUCAGUCAAAAACACGGAGGGGUCAAGCGUGUUGGUACCUUAAUCCAAAUGUUGGAUAUCAAGCAGUUAAUGAUGGUAUGAUUUUGGAGACUUGUGUCUUUACACUGAUAAGACAGCAUUGUAAAGGAAAGGCAUUUUAUGCUGAUAUAUUUGACCUUUUUCAUAAAGUUAUUUUAAACACAUUGAUGGGGCAAAGUUUGGAUAUGGAAGCAUCAGAACAGCCUACGGUUGAUUUCACUUUAUUCACUGAGACAAAACAUGCGGCAAUAAUUAAGUAUAAAACCGCAUUCUACUCAUUCUAUUUACCAGUAGCUAUUGCCUUUUACAUGGCAGGAAUUAAUGAUGAACAAUGCCACACUGCCGCAUGUGAUAUUUUAACAAAAAUAGGGUGUUUAUUUCAAAUUCAGGAUGAUUAUUUGGAUUGCUACGGAGAUCCAGAAGUUACUGGCAAAAUUGGGACUGACAUAGAAGAUAAUAAGUGUUCGUGGCUUAUAAUAAAAGCCAUCCAGCUUGCAACACCUGAACAGAUCCGAAUUCUUCAAGAAAAUUAUGCGAAAAAAGAUCCAGAAAAAGUCGCCAUUGUGAAACGAGUUUUUGACGACAUCAACAUAAAACCUAUCUUUCUAAAACAUGAAGAAGAAACAUAUGCCAGCAUUUGUGAUGAAAUAAACAAGUUUUCUGAUCCUAGGGUUCCACAUUCUAUCUUUCUUGAUUUACUAAACAAAAUUUACAGACGUAAAAAGUAAAAACUGAUUUAAUUUAUUGCAACAGAACUACUGAGCUAAUCGUAAUACCAAGUUCUGACACGUAAUCUUAUGAUAAAUAUGCAAUACCUACCUAAAUCAGUAAUUUAUUUUACGCAGUUCUUUUUAUAAUCUAACUAAAGUAAUGAAUUAAAGUCAUUGUGUAUCCAUAAAAAUAACUGUGCAAUAUCUUACUGAUUCUCAAAAUAGAUUGAUUGCAGCUGUAA
Ciona intestinalis (vase tunicate) is the source of this 1494-nucleotide messenger RNA. The record is from RefSeq and is a predicted model, not a curated record. Lineage: Eukaryota; Metazoa; Chordata; Ascidiacea; Phlebobranchia; Cionidae.